AUGAGGGAGAUGGAGAUGGCCGAGGGUACGCCCUGGCUCGAUCAGCCGGUGAUGCUUCAUUCGUCUCGCGCCGACCAAUGUAAACUGACCGAAGCACAAUGUCAUUAUCGCAACUACUAUUGGCGAUACUGGUACGAAGCUGACCAUGUCUAUGCACUGAACACCGUCUGUUUGAUGUGUGCAGUGAUUGGAGUGUUCACCAUCUCGAAUCUUCUCGUUCGAUUUGCACCAGAUAGAGUGAAGAGAAGCCGAUCGUGGCGCAUGUUCACGUCUGUUUCGCGAUAUUUGUCUUAUCGUGGGUAUCGAUCGUCUGCGCUGCAAUAUUGGACUCCAGCAUUGGGUGUGCUGGUCCUGGGUGUGGUGGGCGCCGUGUUCUUCUUCGCGAUGACGCUCGGUCCACAGCCUUAUUACUGGCCGACAGAUGCUUCUUAUGGAAGUAGUCCUCCAAUCGCAACUCGAUCUGGCUGGAUGGCACUUGCGCUGCUGCCAUUUGUGCUGGCACUGAGUACAAAAGCCAACAUGAUCUCCGUCUUCACUGGAAUUCCACACGAGAAACUACAAGUCUUCCACCAUUGGACCAGCUAUGCCAUGUUUGUCCUGGCCUUGAUUCACACCUUUCCUUAUAUCAUAUAUCAUAUCUGGAAAGGGGAUAUGAUGCAUCAAUGGAAGACAAGCGUCGUAUACUGGACAGGAGUUGCUUCUCUCAUCUCCCAGGCAUAUUUGACUCUAAUGUCUUUGCCAUUCAUUCGCAAUCGAUUCUACGAGUUCUUCAAGGCUACCCAUAUCUUCAUGGCUAUAGUGUUUAUCGUGUUCUUUUUCCUCCACUGCGACUUCCGACUCUCAUCCUGGGACUACUUCGUUGCCUCGGGUGUGAUCUAUUUCCUGAGCCUGAUAGCCGGUCAUACGCGCACCUAUCUAAUGCAUGGCAUUCACACCGCGACCCUCGAGCUCCUUCCCUGCGAUCUUGUCCGCGUUGCAGUUCCAUCGAUCAUCAAAUGGACCCCUGGUCAGCAUGUGUUCAUGCGCUUCCUCACUCCAGACCUGCAUCUAUUCACCGCCCAUCCAUUCACGAUUUCUUCCGCAUGUCACAACCCUGAUGAGAUAGGCAAACCAUCAGAACUAGUAUUUUACAUCAAGCCCCGCGGUGGUAUUACUGGACGCCUAAAGGCAAUGGCAGCCAAGAGUCCAGGCUGCUCGAAGAAGAUCCUCAUUGAGGGUCCGUACGGUGGCAUCAGCGAGCCACAUAUGGCUCGAUUUGACACGAUCCUGGUGAUCGCUGGCGGCUCGGGGGGCGGAUUCUCACUGGCUAUAGUUGACGAAGCGCUUCGCCUGACGGGAACGAACGUAUCCGAGACUGAAAAAAGAGCACACUCCCGCCGGAACCUCCAAGUGGUAUUCUCGACGCGUGACCACGCCAUGGCAGACUGGUACAUCGAGGAAAUCGAAUCUCGGCUCUCGGAAUCUACCACCUUAUCCUCGGACUCGGACAAUGGGUUUGAAACUGCAGUCUCUGUGCACGUCACUGAUCAGCGGAACUCUGGGAUCCCCGCCAGGUCAGAGCCUGACGAUUUCAAAGGCACCGCUGGUAAGCUACCCCCGGCGGAAAUCACUACCACGGGAAAUUUCAGCUUGAAUGUCCACCGCAAUGCUCGGCCCGAUCUUCCUGGUCUGAUUGCGCGAUCUGUUGCCAUGGCACGCAUCCAAGGGACGCAGCUCGAAAAGAAACAACGCAUCGGGGUCUUGGUUUGUGGUCCUGCUUCUAUGCUACACGAUACUCGAAAUGCAGCGGCUCUUGCGCAGUCUAGGGUGUUCGGAGGUGAGGUUGAGGAGUUAUAUUUACACUCAGAACCUUUCGUGUAA
This is a messenger RNA of Penicillium paradoxum, 1860 nucleotides long. RefSeq names its product ferric reductase family protein. Gene Ontology annotation, cellular component: plasma membrane. The transcript has 6 exons. Bases 1 to 1860 code for a protein of 619 amino acids. NCBI's taxonomy places the organism in Eukaryota, Fungi, Ascomycota, Eurotiomycetes, Eurotiales, Aspergillaceae. The record is from RefSeq and is a predicted model, not a curated record. Gene Ontology annotation, molecular function: ferric-chelate reductase activity. Gene Ontology annotation, biological process: iron ion transport; intracellular iron ion homeostasis; copper ion import.